AUGAACAAAAUGAAUGAAUUGUCUGAUCAAUUUUCCCAGAACUUCAAAUGUGAUAUGGCUCUGCUCGGACAGAGGGUUAUAAGAGCACCUCAGAUUUUAAAGGACAAAUUAGAAAUCGGGUACCAAUUUAAAGAUAAGGGUUUUGAUGAUAUACAGGACACUUUUAACCAAAUACAUGAUUCGGUAGUGUCUCUAAAUGCCGAGUCUGAGAAGUUUUCAUCCCAGAUUACAAACUUAUUAGGCCACACGCACAACUUGAAUAAAGGUUUUCAUGAAGUAAUUACGAAGGGUAUGCGGGAAAAUAUGCAAUUAACUUCACCUUUGACUCCUACUAGUGGUAUUGUAUCUCCUAUUAUUAAUAAGGAUUAUCCUUCAGCUUUACCAGAUGUUUCUACUAGGAAGUUUAACUUUACUAAAUAUGUGGAUCGGUUCAAAAAGGCUAUUAUUAAAAUUAAAUCUGAUCAAAAGCAGUUUCAAACUCGAGUCAUACAACCAUUGCAGCAGAUUAAGGAAAUGGGUCUUCGGAUUCAGAAGCCCCUAGAAGAAAGAAAGAAUCUCAUUUUAGAUAUCAAUUCAUACAGCAGUAAGGUAGAACGGUAUAACCAGCGAGUUCAAACUAACGAGUUAACCCUAAAGGGUGAACAAAAACGUAUGAAAUAUGACAAAAAAUUGGAAGAAGUAAAAUUCAAAUAUGAAGCACUUAACGCCAUCCUCAAAGUUGAGCUACAGGUGUUUUUCAACCUCUUUCGUGAAUUUAUGUUGGCAUGGUUCCCGCUUUAUCUUUAUCUAACCUAUUCUAUCUACUACAACCUUUAUCAGUUCUUGGGAAACUGCCCUGAAGUUAGAAAACUAUUGGAGAAAAGUGGAUUUUCAAGCCUGGCUCCAGUCUCUUCAGUUGUAAACACAUCUAGAAAUCUAGUCGAGGACUUCCAUGAUUCAUUUGACGGUGUUUUAGAACAACUCGAAAGCCUUACAGUCAUUAACUUCAAAAAGUUAUGCCUUCUGGUUUAUGCUAGUUCGGCGGAUGCUAAUGAUGAUAGUUCAAACUCGAACUCUCUCCAGAAGGCAGUUCCAACAAUGUAUGCUACAGUUUUAUAUGAUUACGAACCCCAAUUCAAUGAUCCUCAAUAUUUGAGCAUAAAAAAGGGAGAUACAAUUCAAAUAAUAACUCAAUCCAAGAAUGGAUGGUGGUAUGGUGAUCUCCUACGUACCAAGACAAAAGGGUUAUUUCCACAAAGCUAUGUUCAAGUCCAGGAUUAUAGUAUUUAG
Molecule: messenger RNA, 1269 nt
Organism: Eremothecium cymbalariae DBVPG#7215
Lineage: Eukaryota; Fungi; Ascomycota; Saccharomycetes; Saccharomycetales; Saccharomycetaceae
Exons: 1
Coding region: 1-1269 (422 amino acids)
Biological process (GO): endocytosis; plasma membrane tubulation; actin cortical patch localization
Cellular component (GO): Rvs161p-Rvs167p complex; medial cortex; mating projection tip
Molecular function (GO): lipid binding; protein binding
Source: RefSeq, a predicted model, not a curated record